AUGAGAUUUGCCUUGUUUUGCGUGUCCAUACAUUUGCUUUUUCUGGGUCAUGUGAUAGCAAGGGCAGCACAAUCAGUGAGACUUCAAAGCCGCCGAUUUAAGUCGUCACAUCGAAUUCAUUCAAGGUUAUACAGUCAUGGAAAGAAUCAAAUUGACAAGAACAACAAGCAUGGACCAGGAAGUGUACCAAUGAAUGUGAGGCAUAGACAUCUUUUUCAUUCGAUAUUUAAGCACCGUAAAAAGUUCUUAAAUGCUAAAGGUUCCCCAAAAGAAGUGAUCGUCAGGGUGAAUGGACAAAAUGUUUAUUCCAGCAAAGCUCAAGGAUCAAACUUCUCCAUCAAUGCUAGCGUACCAACGACUUCUCCUCCUCCUCCUCCUCCUUCGCCUCAAACACACAAUAUCAACCUCCACAUUAACCUUACUAGACCAGUAAGCCCCCCUGGGAGACCAAGUAACCAGCCGAUUAUUAUAGCUCCCCCACCAAGGCCACAGCCAGUUGUAGCUAUAGUUCCUCCGAUGGCAUCACAACCUGCGCCAGUACAAGUUCAACCCAUGGUGGUUCCUCAAGUACAACCUCAAGUACUACCACUUCCUGCUCCCACCACUGCACCAGCGCCCCCUGAAAAGAAGGGCCAAUCAAGUCUCAGUAAAAUAUUACUUACGGCUGCUUUGUUGAAGACUCUAUCGGGAGGAGACUCUUCUGAAAGCGCAACACAAGGAUUUCCAUCAUUGAUGCAAAACCCACUUGCCUCUAAUGGCUAUUCUCUUAAUUCUCUGCUCCCGGGUACUUCAGGUGUUGCUGCUUUGCCAUCAAUAGGGAAUCUUCCUCUGGGCUAUCCUCAGAUUGCGACUCAGCCCGUCGGAAAUCCCUCACUGGGAUAUCCUCAAGGUAAUCUCCCAGUAUUAGGAUACCCAGCGCAAACUGUUCCACAAACAGGGUCACAAGCCUUGGGAUAUCCAGCAACGUUAGGCGUCCUAGGAGGCCUUAAUGCGGCAAAACCUGGCGUCAUGGGAUAUCCAGCCAUUGGCACAAACAUGGGAUAUCCAGCCGUUGGCACAAACAUGGGAUAUCCAGCCGUUGGCACAAACAUGGGAUAUCCAUCGACGGGAAAUCCAGGCAUGGGAUAUCCCGCUGUAGGGAAUCCAAGCUUGGGAUAUCCUGCCGUUGGGAACCCUAAUGUGGGAAAUCCUGUUGUAGGAAACCCAUAUUUGGGCUACCCUGCAAGGGGUGUCCUGCCGGGCGGUGUAAACCAGAACGUAAGGUAUCCUGCCAAUUGGAAUCCAAAUAACAGGUAUUUAGACGGCAAUAAGCAAAACAGUAGAGAUCCUAUUAGUGGGAAUCAAAACUUGGGCUACCCAGGAGGAGCUAAUCAAAACGUAGGGAAUCCAUCCGGAACCAGCCAGAACUUGGGUUUUCCUGCUGCUGCGAGCCAAAAUAUGGAUGCUGAACCAACGAUACCAAACUUUCUGAGUGGGCUAGCUUCUGAGCCUUCUGCUAGCCCUCUUGAGGCUAACAAUCCACCAUUACCUGGUCCAUCACCUGGUGUACAAUCAAAUGCACCAACCGCUACUGUGCCUCCUCCAAUAUCUUAUAAUGCCCUAUUGCCUGCGAAUGCGUCGCCUGUUGGUACCGCUGGUGGGAACCCUAACCUUGCUCAAGGUCAGGGCCAGACUGACACUUCAGAAACACCCGUUGUGCAGCCUAAUGUAGGAGUAGCAGGGACACCUGGAGUAGUGACAGGUCUCUCUCAAGCUCAAGGACAGGGCACUGGCACAGUUCUGCCUGCAACAACAUCAGCAGGUGUUCCAGGAUUUGAUCCCAGUUUGUGUUGGUGUGGUUGCGAGCCGACGUGUGCUAAUCCGUGUGACCUGUGCAAUAGUAGCAGAGAGAAUAGUUAUGGCAACAUUUUAAAUCAGUACAAUACUGGCUCAAUAAAUCCUUCCAAUGGACGGAGAUCUCUUCACCAUCCGCUUAAUCAUCUAGGAUCCAUCAGGCGAUCUUUUAUCGGGCGUAAGGUACACAUUAAGGGUGCACCAAAAGGUGUUAUCGUGACCAUAAAUGGGCAAAGAGUUGACCCAAAUACUGGCAGCACAAUAUUACCCAUACAGCCACCUCAGCCAGCACCCCAGCCAGUACCACUACCAGGUCGGAAUGUUCCCAUUAAUGUUCAUGUUCACGUAAAUAAAAAAUACAACGAUGCCAACAUCAUUGGUCAACGUAAGCAACCCAUUAUAAUCACUGCAACCAAUCCUUAUCAAGCUGUGAGACCAAUUGUGAUUCCGAUGCCAGCACAAGUGCAAGCUCCACAGCCCAUUAUAUUACCUGCUCCAUUACCUCCUCGUCCGCCUCCGGCUGUCCUUCCAGCGCCUGUUCCAUUACCUUUACCAGCACCUCUACCACCACCAGUUGCCAUUCCAGUUCCAGCUCCAGCUCCAGCUCCACCUCCAGAUAAAGAAGACUCAAACUUUGCAGAAAUUCUUCAAACAGCUGCAUUGCUUAACACUCUAAACAAAAAAGAGGAAAGUCGCCCAAAAGUUAUACCAGUUGUUCAGCCAGUAAUUACUCCAAUGGCUUAUCAGCCUGGCAGAAAUCCAGCGCAGGGAUAUCCAGCGCAUGGAAAUCCGAAUCAAGGAUAUCCGCCGGAUGAAAAUCCAAAUCAGGGAUAUCCAGCAGGUGAAAAUCCAAAUCAGGGGUAUCCGGCGGGUGAAAAUCCGAAUCAGGGGUAUCCAGCGGGUGAAAAUCAUAACCAGGGAUAUCCAGCCGGUGGUGGGAAUCAAAAUCAAGGAUAUCCAGCAGGUGGAAGCCAAAACCAAGCCACAGCUGGAAAAGCUCCAGUAGGAGGUACAAAUACUCUUUCUGGACUAUCUGGAAUCCUGCCUUUGUUGCUUCCCUUCAAUUGUAGAUGUGGAUGCGAAAGAAGGUGCCCGGACCUUUGCAACCUUUGCAAAGACGUCGACGAGGAAAUAAUUGACACAUUAGACUGUUGUAAGUCAAUGCCAUGUCCCUGUGUAAAUGCCGCAGCAGGCACACAGCCUGUAGGGGCAACUGCAACAGGAACUGUGUCAGCUCCCAGUGGGGGUGCCGUAGUUCCUCAGCUGCAACAAGGUGUUGUGCAGCCGGCACCAGCAUCAACCGUAAACCAGAUACAACCUAUGCAAAUCUCUAACGGUGCUACUGCCCUUGCAGCUCCCCCCCAACCUGGUCUGGUGCCACCAUCGCAGCCAGCUUCAGCUCCACCUCUCCCUUCAUUAUCUGUAUUACCUGGACCUCAGGCUCCCGGUGUAUCAUCGCAACUUGCAUCAGCACCACCUCUGCCAGCCUCAGCGCCUCCUCUCACUUCAUCAUCUGCAUUACCUGGAACUCAGCCACCUGGUCCAGCAUUACAGCCAGCUUCAGCGCCCCCACUUCUGCCACUUGUUCCUACAUUACCACAAGCCCCUAAUUCUCCUGUUGUUUCAUCGCCUGGAACUCAGUCUUCUGGCACAGCAUCUCAGCCGUCCGCUCAAGCACUUAAACCUUCAUCAUCUGGUUCUGCUCUAGCGCCUGCUGUUCCACCCCCACUCCCACCCAAACCAGAAAUUUCUCCUCCAAAAACAACCUCAUCAAAGCCAGGUCGGGUCCCGGCUCCUGUAUCCCCUGAAGCUGUUCCAUCACCUGAGCCAGAAAUUCCAGCUCCAGGUCCUCCUGGUUCGACUGUCCCACCUAAGCCGGAGAUUCCAGGAAAAGGGAUAAGUACUGGAACGAGUACUGAACCGCCUGGGAGCGAAAAUACUGCACCUGAAUUAGAGCCACCUCCCACUGAUACAGGCUCUCCAGGUCCUGAUAAUUCAAAGACUCAAGGUGAGUUAGUUGCUCCUCCUCCGGACAACUACGGACCCAUCGAGAUACCAACAGUUCCAGUCUUACCGGGUGAAUCACCAACCACUGGUCCUUCUCAAACUACAAGUUAUCCUGUUGGUCCAGGGCCACCUGGCGCGAAUCCAGCACCUCCUAGUUCAUCUACCUCUUCCACAAAUCCUUCGCCCCCUCUUCCGUCAUUGCCACUCAUGAAGAAUGCAUAUCCAGUACCUCCUCCAGCCCCUCAGGUAUUUAUCAUAAAGGAAAAUAGCAAUCCAACAAGAGGCCCAGAGGACAGUAAAAGUGCUGAGGCACUCAAUAGUUUAAGCGAAUCAUUUGAAAGUGCUUUUAAAGAAGCGCUUAAAUCAGAACGAAGGAAAAUAGGAAAAUAUAGGAGUCAUGCUAAAGGGCAUUUUAGUAUUAAACCCGAGGAAGAAGACAAUUGGAAUACAAACGACAGCGAAACAGAUGAUCAAGAGGAGGAGGAGGACGAGGAGAAGGUGCAGUCUCAUGGCGGCUCUCGGAGAGAUUUCACUGACGGGGAAGACAGUAAACUCAACGAGGAUUUUUCUAACGAUGACAUAAAUGAUAAUGGCAAUGAAGAUGACAGUAAUGAUGAUGAUGGUAUUGAUGAUAAUCAUGAUAAUAAUGCUGAUUCUAAUACUGAUGAAAUAGAUGAUGAUGAUCAUAGCGAUGAUAAUAGUGAUGACGAUGGCAAUAAUAUUGAUAUCAAGGCGGAAAAAGAGCCGCCAUACGACUUGGACCAACCUCGUCAUUCUCAUGCUCUAUCAUACUUCAGAGGAAAUGAGCAAAGAUACGAGGGAAGACGCAAAAUGCAUCCGACAAAUAAAGGAAGGAAGUAUCUAAGACUUCAUGAUCGGCAUCGAAAUGGAAAACAACGCAAUGAAGAAACGAGAGAGAGUGAGCUGUUGUAUGAUCGUUCAGUCAACGGUGCUCUCAAACGUGAUCGUAACAAUGUUCAUUCUCGCUAUCACAGAAAGAAAUUUCCAUUAUCUAAAACAGAAGAGGACAAGGAAAUGUCACCAGAACAUGAUUCCAAUUCAAUCCAUGUAGAAAAUGUUCAAUACAAUCCAUUGGAAAAUACUGAAAUUUCCCGCCUUCGUCAUGGAGGUGCAAGUAGGACUUUCAAGAGCCCAAAGCAUAGUUUAAAAUCUCCAGAAUCCCCUAAGGAAAAGCACCAUGUGCCUUAUAAUCAUGAUAGAAUCAAAUUUCGUCAUUUUCAGGACAAAGGCUCAGACAAGCAUGCAGGCCACGAUAAAGAGGGUGACCACACCUUCAUCAAGGAACAUCAUGGUCAUCAUUUGAGCCAUUCAAAAACUGCAAUGUUACCUGAAGAUGAAAUCACUGAAGAGUCAGCCUCAACGAUUGAAGAAACUAGUUAUUCAGGGCAUAAUGAGAAGGUUAAAUCCUUAAAGUCAUUGAAGAAUUUCUUAACUUAUACACACUACGCGAAAGAUGCGUCUCAUCACCUUGUAGAAGACACUCGCACUAAAGACAAAAAAACUCCUCUUGGUACUGUGGAGUCAUUUAAAUCAGGCAAUCAUAGGCAUUCUAGCAAACAUAGCAAAUCAAAACAGGAAAAGGACAUUGCAGAGGAUUAUAGUGAGAGUUCGGGUAAUGAAUCUGGUCAAAAUUAUAACAGUGGCGAUUAUGAAGAUAUUGGCAGUUAG
Molecule: messenger RNA, 5529 nt
Organism: Pocillopora verrucosa
Lineage: Eukaryota; Metazoa; Cnidaria; Anthozoa; Scleractinia; Pocilloporidae
Source: RefSeq, a predicted model, not a curated record